UCAAUUGCAACAAUAAUGAACAGCAUUUGUCUUUUAUUUAGCUGGCGGGUGGUCGACAUCCAGGGUUUGACGGCUACAAAGGCAGGAGACGAUAAGAAAAUCGAGGAUCUCGGCGACGAAGUGUUCGCUCGGCGGCACCGGGCUUUGGAGCAGAGGGAGAAGCGGCGCUGGUCGUCCUGGGAAAAGAGGAAGCGCUGCAGGCCUUCUACAAGAUCUGGCAGCAGGCUAUCAAGCAGUGGGGGCGGGAUGUGCACAUCAGGCGAGGAGAGCUCUGUGGAGUGGAGUUGUGCUCAGCUGGAUUCUGAUGAGCAGCCGCGGUCGGAGGAGUGGCUGCCUCGGGCACCUUGGGAAUCCCGAGUCUUUCCUCUGGAUGAGCACGAGGAAGCCGCUCUGCUCUCUGACGAAGAGAAAAUCCCGUCUGGAUGGACAGAAUCCAGCUGUAUGUCUUUCUCAUCAAAGUCCUCCAUCUUCCAUUCGUCCCCAACUCAGUCAGCCUGCACUCCACUGCCCUCUUCAGGACAAAAUACGACCUGCACGUCCAGUGGCAGCUGAGCUUACCUCUUUACAGCUCUCCUUACUUCAGGGACCACCAGCCAAAGGAAGUCCACAGGAAGACUGGAUACAGCCAAUGA
Fundulus heteroclitus (mummichog) is the source of this 632-nucleotide messenger RNA. RefSeq names its product KAT8 regulatory NSL complex subunit 1-like protein. Lineage: Eukaryota; Metazoa; Chordata; Actinopteri; Cyprinodontiformes; Fundulidae. Gene Ontology annotation, cellular component: NSL complex. Bases 16 to 552 code for a protein of 178 amino acids. Gene Ontology annotation, molecular function: histone acetyltransferase binding. The transcript has 5 exons. The record is from RefSeq and is a predicted model, not a curated record.